Molecule: messenger RNA, 714 nt
Organism: Solanum verrucosum
Lineage: Eukaryota; Viridiplantae; Streptophyta; Magnoliopsida; Solanales; Solanaceae
Product: pleckstrin homology domain-containing protein 1
Exons: 1
Coding region: 106-540 (144 amino acids)
Source: RefSeq, a predicted model, not a curated record
AGUGACAGCGAAGCACUACGAUCUCUAAUCCGUCGUUUCGCCUGCGAUAAAUAAAGAUACACAUCACAGAAUUCCGCCCAAUUCGAAGCCCAAGAGCCAUCUAAAAUGGAGAGUCUAUUCCGAUCAGUGACCGGCGCAAACCCUAACCCCUCAGACUACGAGGAAAUCGAAUUUUGGUUAAACCCUGAGCGAGACGGAUGGCUGACGAAGCAAGGAGAGUAUAUCAAGACCUGGCGCCGUCGAUGGUUCAUUCUUAAACAAGGCAAGCUUCUCUGGUUCAAAGACCCUUCGUCCGUCACAUCCGCCGCCGUUCCGCGUGGAGUUGUCUCCGUUGCUGAAUGCCUCACUGUUAAAGGAGCUGAGGAUGUAAUCAAUAAGCCUUUCGCCUUUGAGCUCUCCACAAGGCGUGAUACUAUGUUUUUCAUCGCCGAUACUGAGAAGGAGAAAGAGGAAUGGAUUAAUUCAAUUGGCCGAUCCAUUGUUCAGCACUCGCGGUCUGUUACCGAUUCUGAAGUUGUUGAUUAUGAUAGCAGGCCGUAGUUAUAUGUGAGGUGCAUGUCCUAUAACUAUUUGUACUCUUGUUGUGUUUCUCUUUUCAUGUUGUAUUCUGCAAACUCUGUUGUAACUUCUGGUUCAUAUGAAGCUUUCAUAUAGUUGUAUGAGUGUAUGUUCAAUGAAAAAGUUUGGUUUAAUCACUUGAUAUUUAACUUAAAA